Linnemannia hyalina is the source of this 918-nucleotide messenger RNA. NCBI's taxonomy places the organism in Eukaryota, Fungi, Mortierellomycota, Mortierellomycetes, Mortierellales, Mortierellaceae. The record is from the annotation of a GenBank genome assembly.
AUGUCCAUGUUCGUGCCCCAUCUGGGCGCACUGAUCUCCAUCUACUCUACAUCUGCCGCCCCAACACCCCAGACUCGGACACAUGUGGACCUCAGCAAAAAGAAUAGAGACCCCACAACCCUGCCCUACAAAGAUGUGGCCAGCCGCUACACCUCAAUCCCCUACAACGCCACCAUCGCCAAAACAACCCUCGACACCGUCAUAACACUCUUCAGAGACUAUUGUGCCUUUCGCGAGUCGGUCUUGACACCUGAUCUAAAGGCGCCGUUCUCGAGUGCGCCGGUGGAUGGUUUGAAAGAGUUGGAUGUGCUGAGGACAAGGGAGUUUAAGAGUGAUUUUGAGUUCCAUUCGACGGUGGGUCGGGUUGUGGAUUCCCUUCAUGAUACCCAUGCUAGCUAUUAUGAGGACUGCUAUGACAAGUACCUCUUCAUUCAGAACAGCACCAUUUACGCCUCUGUCAUCAAAGGCAUGCAGCACUUUCCUCCUCGAAAUGGACCCGCCACAGCAAGAAGGACAAAGAACGCUUCCUCUCCAACUACAGCAGACGCACCCCUCACCCCCAAUGGCCUCGACGCGCGCCAAGUCGCAGCCGGUGCUACAACAGUCUACUACCAACUCAAAGACAAACCCCAUGUCGGUGUCGUCGUCGUCUUUUCCCAUGAAGCCAUAGUCCAGGAACUCGAGACUGCCCGACAAGCGUUCAAGGACUUUCAUGACAACGGGGUCACUCAUCUGAUUAUCGACAUCCAGAGCAAUGGCGGGGGCGGGGCCGUCUCGUCGUUGGAUAAACUGAGCGAAGUGUUUCGGUCGAGUGGUAUGGUUCCUCCCUUUGAAGACCUGCCAUACUUGGAAGGUGGCAUUUCUCUCCCCUUCUUGAGAUCUACUCUCCCACCAUUCCCCAACCCCCGUCUGAACUAA